Molecule: messenger RNA, 3992 nt
Organism: Phytophthora nicotianae INRA-310
Lineage: Eukaryota; Oomycota; Peronosporomycetes; Peronosporales; Peronosporaceae
Exons: 2
Coding region: 1-3930 (1309 amino acids)
Biological process (GO): transmembrane transport
Cellular component (GO): membrane
Molecular function (GO): ATP hydrolysis activity; ABC-type transporter activity; ATP binding
Source: RefSeq, a predicted model, not a curated record
AUGACUGAAGAGGAACAUUCCGGUGCGCCAAUGCGCGCCGUGAUCGGAUACGACAAUGGUAAAACGCUCAUGGCCAGAGGACCACAGGCGCUUCAUGAUCACGUCGCCUCUCGUAUGGAGAAAGCGCUGGGUAGGGCACUCCCGCAGAUGGAGGUGCGUUUCAAGGACGUCUCCAUCACGGCCGACAUUAUGGUCAAAGAUGAGACCAACGCCAAGACAGAACUCCCCACCUUGCUCAACGUGCUCAAGUCAAGCUACAACGAAAUGCGCUCUAGCAAGCACGUCGUCAAGAAGCAGGUCCUGAAGGAUAUCAACGGUGUUUUCAAGCCGGGUACCAUUACGCUUGUACUUGGUCAACCUGGAUCCGGCAAGUCUUCGCUCAUGAAGCUGCUCAGUGGACGCUUUCCCAGCCAGAAGAACGUUACCGUGGAGGGUGAGGUCACGUACAAUGGCAUGUCGUCCGACUCGUUGAGCAACCGUCUCCCUCAAUUCGUAUCGUACGUGAACCAACGCGACAAGCACUACCCUUCAUUGACAGUCAAGGAGACGCUCGAAUUCGCUCAUGCUUGUUGUGGUGGAGGCCUCCCAGCUCGUGACGAGCAGCAUUUCCGUGUGACCACGGGCGAGAUGGAGUUCGGCAACAAGUACGUCAUGAUGAUGGACGAGAUCAGUACAGGUCUGGACAGUGCCGCCACCUUCGACAUUAUUACCACGCAGCGCAGUAUCGCCAAGAAGUUCCGCAAGACGAUAGUGAUCUCGUUGUUGCAGCCGUCACCCGAGGUGUUCGACCUGUUCGACGACGUGGUGAUCCUGAACGAGGGUCGUGUGAUGUAUCACGGUCCGCGCGCCGACGCAUUGAGCUACUUCGAGAACCUUGGCUUCAAGUGUCCUCCACGUCGCGACGUCGCCGACUUCCUGCUGGACUUGGGCACUGACAAGCAGUCGCAGUACGAAGUGAGCUCAAUUCCGUCUGGUAGUAUCCCGCGCACGGCCAGCGAGUACGCUGACGUCUUCACGCGUUCGCGUAUCUACAGCCGUAUGAUGGACGACCUUCACGGCCCAAUUCCCUCGAAUUUACUCGAAGACAACGAGAAGCAAUUCGCGGCUGUUCCAGAGUUCCACCUUGGUUUCGUGGAGAGCACAAAAGACGUUGUGCAGCGCCAGCUAAAGCUCCUAUCGCGUGACACUGCCUUCUUGAUGGGUAGAGCUGUGAUGGUCAUCUUGAUGGGUCUCCUGUACGCAAGUACCUUCUACCAGUUUGAUGAGACGAACUCGCAACUGGUCAUGGGUAUCAUCUUCAACGCUGUCAUGUUCGUGGCGCUGGGGCAACAGGCUCAGAUCCCGACGUUCAUUGCAGCGCGUGAAGUGUUCUACAAGCAACGUCGAUCCAACUUCUUCCGCACUGCGUCGUUCGUGCUGUCCAACUCGGUGAGUCAGAUCCCUGUCGCUGCAAUUGAAAGUGCCGUGUUCGGUUCGAUCAUCUACUGGAUGUGUGGCUACGUGUCGACUAUCGAAGCUUACCUCGUGUUCGAGUUGAUGCUGUUCGUGACGAACCUGGCUUUCACCGCGUGGUUCUUCUUCCUGUCGUGUGCUUCGCCUGACCUGAACGUCGCCAACCCGCUGUCCAUGGUCUCCGUUCUGCUAUUCGUCCUCUUUGCUGGCUUUACGAUCACAAAAGACCAAAUUCCGGACUACUUCAUCUGGCUUUACUGGCUCAACCCUAUGUCAUGGGGUGUGCGUGCGCUCGCAGUGAACCAGUACUCCGACUCCAAGUUUGAUGUGUGUGUGUUCGAAGGUGUUGAUUACUGCGCCAGCUUCAAUAUGACCAUGGGCGAGUACUCGUUGACAACGUUCGAGGUGCCGACUGAGAAGUUCUGGCUCUGGUAUGGCAUUGUCUUCAUGGCCGCAGCGUACGUCCUCUUCAUGUUCAUGUCGUACAUGGCGCUGGAGUUCCACCGCUUUGAGGGUCCAGAGAAUGUGACGCUUGAUUCGGAGAACAAGGGUAAUGCCACGGACGACUACGGUCUAAUGCGUACGCCUCGUGGAUCGCCUACAGAUGAUGAGACUGUAGUCUCUGUCUCGCCUGCGCGGGAGAAGCACUUCAUCCCGGUCACCGUAGCGUUCAAGGACCUCUGGUACAGCGUUCCCGACCCGGCCAACCCCAAGGAAACCAUCGACCUGCUCAAGGGUAUCAGUGGAUACGCUCUACCCGGUACGAUCACCGCUCUCAUGGGAUCUUCGGGUGCUGGUAAGACCACACUCAUGGACGUUAUCGCUGGACGAAAGACUGGAGGCAAGAUCACCGGCCAGAUCCUGCUGAAUGGCCACCCGGCCACCGACCUCUCUAUCCGUCGAUCCACGGGUUACUGUGAGCAGAUGGACAUUCACUCCGAGUCGGCUACCAUCCGUGAGGCGCUCACGUUCAGCGCGUUCCUGCGUCAGGGAGCCGAUGUGCCCGAUAGCUUCAAGUAUGACUCGGUGAACGAGUGUUUGGAGUUGUUAGACUUGCACCCGAUCGCCGACCAGAUCAUCCGUGGCAGCUCCGUGGAGCAGAUGAAGCGAUUGACAAUUGGCGUGGAGCUGGCAGCUCAACCGAGUGUGCUGUUCUUGGACGAGCCGACGAGUGGACUUGACGCUCGCUCUGCCAAGCUUAUCAUGGACGGUGUGCGCAAGGUGGCGAACACUGGUCGAACGGUGGUGUGCACGAUCCACCAGCCGUCGAGUGAGGUGUUCAGUGUUUUCGACAGUCUGCUGUUGUUGAAGCGUGGAGGUGAGACGGUGUUUGCUGGUGAACUGGGUAAGAACGCCAGCGAGAUGAUUGCUUACUUUGAGUCAAUCGACGGUGUAGCGAAGCUGGAGGAAAACUACAACCCUGCGACGUGGAUGCUCGAGGUGAUUGGUGCCGGUGUGGGCAACAGCAACGGCGACAAGACAGACUUUGUGAAGGUCUUCCAGUCGAGCAAGCACUUUCAGUUCUUGCAGUCGAAUCUCGAUCGCGAGGGUGUGACUCGGCCGUCCCCCGAUUUGCCUGAGCUGACCUACAGUGACAAGCGUGCUGCGACUGAGAUGACCCAAGCCAGAUUCCUGAUCCAGCGCUUCUUCAGGAUGUACUGGCGCACGGCUUCCUAUAACUUGACUCGCUUCUUCCUGGCGUUUACGCUUGGUCUGCUCUUUGGUGUCACCUACGUCAGUGCGGAGUACACUUCGUACGCCGGCAUCAACUCGGGUAUGGGUAUGCUCUUCUGCACGACUGGUUUUAUCGGCUUCAUCGCGUUCACCAGUGUCAUGCCGAUCGCUUCGGAGGACCGGUUAGCUUUCUAUCGUGAACGCGCGUCCCAAACGUACAACGCGUUGUGGUACUUUGUGGGUUCGACGCUGGUGGAAAUCCCGUACGUCUGCUUCAGCACUCUACUUUUCAUGGCUCCGUACUACCCGAUGGUGGGCUUCACUGGCGUCAUGCCCUUCCUGGCCUACUGGCUGCACUUGUCACUGCAUGUGCUGUGGCAGGCCUACUUCGGCCAACUCAUGUCGUACCUGAUGCCAACCGUGGAGGUCGCUCAAGUGUUCGGUAUUCUACUCGCGUCAAUCUUCUUCCUGUUCAACGGCUUCAACCCACCUGGAAGCCAAAUUCCGGGCGGCUACGAGUGGCUGUACCACGCUUCUCCUCAGAAAUACUCGUUGGCUCUAGUGGCGGCUAUUGCAUUCGGUGACUGCCCGGACGAGGGCGGCUCGGAGAUUGGCUGCCAGGUCAUGACGGGAGUACCCCCGACGUUGUCUUCGGACUUGACGGUCAAGGCCUAUCUUGAGGACGUUUUCCUCAUGAAACACAGCGAGAUCUGGAAGAACUUCGGCAUUGUGGUGGGUAUUAUCGUUCUCACGCGUGUCCUAGCGCUUGUGGCGCUGCGCUUUGUGAACCACCAGAAGAAGUAGAUGAUGACGUUAAGCGUGGUCUUGUACCUGGUAUACAUAAUACAUUUGUUGGCAUUUCGAAG